Molecule: messenger RNA, 1647 nt
Organism: Cuscuta epithymum
Lineage: Eukaryota; Viridiplantae; Streptophyta; Magnoliopsida; Solanales; Convolvulaceae
Source: the annotation of a GenBank genome assembly
AGCAACUCAAGUACACCCAAAAAACUGGUACCCUAUUCCAUUAGUAUUUUGUCGGCCAUGGGGCAAGCUGCCAGAGAAUGUACCUUGCCAUCCUAAACUUGCCGACUUUGCCAACUGCAUGAAGAAAAAAGGAAGAGGAAUGACCAUCUUUUUUUCCAUAAUGGAUGGAGAUUACCAUGAAUGCGCAGAGGAUGCCAAGGCAGCUUGUAAGCAGCUAAGUGCUUACAUUGACUACAAGAAUUGUGAGGGUGUAGCUGAAAUCGUUGUUGCCCCUAACAUGACUGAAGGCUUCAGAGGCAUAGUCCAGACGAUGGGCCUUGGAAAUCUCAAGCCCAAUAUAAUUGUCAUGCGAUACCCCGAAAUUUGGCGACGUGAAAACUUAACCGAAAUUCCCGCCACCUUUACUGGGAUAAUAAACGACUGCAUUGUAGCAAACAAAGCUGUUGUUAUCGUCAAGGGACUGGAUGAGUGGCCUAACGAGUAUCAAAGACAGUUUGGGACGAUUGAUUUGUAUUGGAUCGUGAGAGACGGUGGGCUUAUGCUCCUUCUUUCUCAGCUACUCCUAACCAAAGAGAGCUUUGAGGGUUGUAAGAUUCAGGUUUUCUGCAUAGCCGAGGAGGACUCUGAUGCCGAGGAACUCAAGGCCGACGUGAAGAAAUUCCUUUACGAUCUACGCAUGCAGGCUGAGGUCAUCAUCAUCUCGAUGAAGUCAUGGGAGGAGCAGCAGCAAGAAUCGGUGGAGGCAUUUAGUAGUGCACAGGAAAGAAUUGCUAACUACUUGGCGGAGAUGAAGGAAAAGGCCCAGGGACAGGGUCCAGGGGGGAGUCAUUUGAUGGCUGAUGGGAAGAGUGUGGUUGUGAACGAACACCAGGUGGAGAAGUUCUUACACACGACAUUGAAGCUCAACUCAAUGAUACUGAAAUACUCCAGAAUGGCUGCGGUUGUGCUUGUGAGUUUACCGCCCCCACCUCUCAACCAUCCUUCUUACUUUUACAUGGAAUAUAUGGACCUCUUGGUGGAGAAUGUACCUAGGUUGUUGAUUGUGCGGGGAUACCGUAGAGAUGUUGUCACAUUGUUUUCUUAGUUUCUCAUAGAUUUGUUAUGUGUUCCCUAAUUACCCAAAAAAGAGGGGGUGUACACAGUGCCUGAUCUCCUACGCAAUUGGAAGGUGGUGGUGGUAUUUAGGCCUCAUUUCUCAUGUUCUUGCGAGGUGGGUUAGAACCCUGGACCUCCAUGACACAAGGGGAAAGUCUUCAGAAGUUGCCCGCCUCAAUUACAAACAAACAAACAUACAUUUUAUGCUUCCUUGGUACAUCCCCUUUUAUUUCAACUGUGUAGUUUCAGAUUUUCAUUGCGUUUCUCUUACCUCUUUGGGGGAUGUAAGAAUUUCUUCUAUAUAGAAUUCAUUCUUUAUAGCGCCAGAGUAUAUGCAUAUCUUUGUUCAUUUUUUGUCUUUUGAGUAAUGACUUGGUGGAUAGGACUUGGUGUAGGGAAAAUACAGGAUAUGAGGGUGAAAUCAAGCGGAUAUGAGGGUGAAAUCAAGCGCUUAAUGAAUUCAUUAACCCCUCCCCCCAAUAUAAAAAAUAUUGAUGUAUUUUUCAAUCUGGGAACUUUGAUUCCGUGCACACUCGACUAAUUCAUUAUUUC